Telopea speciosissima is the source of this 2376-nucleotide messenger RNA. RefSeq names its product MACPF domain-containing protein CAD1. Gene Ontology annotation, biological process: regulation of salicylic acid mediated signaling pathway; plant-type hypersensitive response. The record is from RefSeq and is a predicted model, not a curated record. The transcript has 8 exons. Lineage: Eukaryota; Viridiplantae; Streptophyta; Magnoliopsida; Proteales; Proteaceae. The coding region runs from base 162 to 1946 and encodes 594 amino acids. Gene Ontology annotation, cellular component: plasma membrane.
ACAGUCAUGAUAAUCCACAAACAUCACCACACCACUCCCCCCCCCCCCCCCAAAGGAAAUGGACUGCAGAUGCAACAUCGACAGCUGCAACAAUCCUUCUUCUUUUGCUUCUUCUCUUCUUCCACGGCAAUGAAAUAUCUUCUCUCGGAUAUUAUUGUCCCAUGGAAGACCCAACGACUUCAUCAAAUUCAAGCUCAGCUGCUCUCGUCACCACCCUCUACAACUCAAUCCAAGCUUUAGGCCGUGGUUUUGAUGUCACCUCCGAUAUUCGUCUUCUUUACUGCAAGGGAGCUCCUGGCUCUCGUCUCGUUCAUAUCGAAGAGCAGAAGACGAGGGAUCUUGUAAUCUCAGAUGAUGUUAUGCUUCCCAAUGUCUCCGUUGAUAUCGAGUGCUCCCGCGGGUGGAGCAGGAGAGGGACCACUGCAGUCUGUAGCUUCCACGAGAUGGCCCAGCAUUUCAAUGAGAAUUCUGGUAUAUCAGGAAGCAUGCCUCUUGGAAGCUUUAACUCCAUGUUCAAUUUCACUGGUUCUUGGCAAGUCGAUGCAGCAGCUACAAAAUCCCUGGCCAUGGUUGGGUAUUUUAUGCCCCUCUUUAAGGUUGAAUUGGCAAAAUCACAGCUAGUUUCACAUCAGGAAAUCAAGCGUUCUGUUCCGUACUCUUGGGAUCCUGCAUCCUUGGCAAGCUUCAUUGAAAAUUUUGGUACCCAUAUCAUUACAUCUGUGACAGUUGGUGGUAGAGAUGUAGUUUAUGUCAAGCAGCAUCCAUCAUCUCCUUUAUCACCUUCAGAAAUUGAGAACUAUUUGAGAGACAUCGGGGAUCAAAGGUUUGUCAACUUGGAGAGCCAGUGGGAUGUUGUUCCUGCCAAUAAGGUAGUUACAGAUCCUUCUGCUUUUAACAACCAAGAUAUACAACCUCAGCAUACCAGUGUUCCAUAUCUAAGUGCAAAGGAGGAUGUUACAGUCAUUUUUAGAAGGAGAGGGGGUGAUGAUCUUGUACAGAGUCAUGUCAAGUGGGAAGAGACUGUACCUUUGGCACCUGAUGUCAUCAACAUGACAUUUUUGCCUAUCGUUUCUCUUCUGGAUGGAUUGCCUGGGAUAAAACAUUUGGCUCGUGCCAUUGAUCUAUACUUAGAAUACAAGCCACCUAUUGAGGAGCUACAGUAUUUCUUGGAGUUUCAGAUAGCCCGGGUUUGGGCACCUGAACAAAAUAAUUUUCCAGGUCACCGCAAGGAGCCUGUGUGUCCUUCCCUUCAAUUCAGCCUGAUGGGUCCCAAGCUUUACAUUAGCACAGACCAGGUGACAGUUGGCCGUAAGCCUGUCACAGGGCUCAGGCUUUGCCUGGAAGGUAGCAAACAAAACCGACUUGCUAUCUAUUUACAGCACCUCUCAUCUCUCCCGAAGAUUCUUCAACCCCACUGGGACACGCACAUGUCCAUAGGAGCACCAAAGUGGCAAGGGCCUGAGGAGCAAGACAGCCGGUGGUUUGAGCCAAUCAAGUGGAAGAAUUUCUCACAUGUAAGCACAGCACCCAUAGAACACACUGAGACUUGCAUAGGAGAUCUUUCUGGUGUUUACAUUGUCACAGGGGCUCAGCUAGGUGUUUGGGAUUUUGGUGCCAAAAGUGUCCUACACCUCAAACUACUCUUUUCCAAGGUACCUGGCUGUACAAUAAGAAGGUCUGUGUGGGAUCACAGCCCAUCCAAUAUUUCACAGAGACAGCGGCCUGAUGGUGCAUCUUCCUCAGCUACAAUCAAUGACACAGGUUCAGAUGAAAAGAAAGCUGACAAUCCAGUUCAAUUUGGGAAGCUGGGAAAGAUCGUUGAUUUGACGGAGAUGUCAAAGGGGCCACAAGACAUUCCUGGUCACUGGUUAGUUACAGGAGCUAAGCUUGGGGUGGAGAAGAGCAAGAUUGUGCUACGUGUAAAGUACUCCCUUCUGAACUACUGAGAUCUGCUGUUAUUGUGAUUUUAUUGUCCUCCAGACAGCAUCUCAAGCAUUUUUUUGCACAGGCAACUCUUGUUAGUUUUUUCGUCUGUACAUUCCUUUUUGUUUUCUUCCUAAAUAGGUUCAUUAUAGAUUUGUAGUAUGCUCUUUUACUGAUUUUUGUGUUUAGUUCCACUAUUCAAGGGACACAUUGGUCUUUCUUUGAAUUUUCCGUAGCCCUUUUGAAGAGUUUCGACAUUUUUUAAGGCCUGCUGUUUUGGUUAGCUUUGAAAGGAGCUCUGCGAUAAUUGAGUUCUGAUUCCUGGUUGCGGUUGGAAGACGACCCUGAGAUAUCAAAAGAAGAUGUAAUUGCUAAAUGUUUCUGGCCCCUGCUGCUAUUGUGGUCUUCUAAUUUUACUUUGAUUGUUAACUAGCAUCACAUGAAGUUGUGACA